Messenger RNA from Pollicipes pollicipes, 1158 nucleotides. Its product is annotated as ras-related C3 botulinum toxin substrate 2. Gene Ontology annotation, molecular function: GTP binding; GTPase activity. The coding region runs from base 154 to 732 and encodes 192 amino acids. The record is from RefSeq and is a predicted model, not a curated record. The transcript has 5 exons. Gene Ontology annotation, biological process: small GTPase-mediated signal transduction. Lineage: Eukaryota; Metazoa; Arthropoda; Thecostraca; Pollicipedomorpha; Pollicipedidae.
UUGGCGGCACGCCGGUCAGUUGUGCCCUGAUUGGUGGGGGGUGGCGCCUGGCGCAGUGCAGGGUACGCCCGUAAGGGAGUGUCACAUUGUUGAUUGUUGUUUUGUUGCUGAGUUGGUCCAUUGCGGUUCAGAUAGGCAACACACCGGGCUGCGAUGCAGGCCAUCAAAUGCGUCGUCGUGGGCGAUGGCGCGGUGGGAAAAACGUGCCUUCUUAUCAGCUACACCACCAAUGCCUUCCCAGGGGAAUACAUACCGACUGUGUUCGACAACUACUCGGCGAACGUCAUGGUGGACAGCAAGCCGAUUAACCUGGGCCUGUGGGACACGGCCGGUCAGGAAGACUAUGACCGGCUGCGACCGCUCAGCUACCCGCAGACGGACGUCUUCCUCAUCUGCUUCUCGCUCGUCAGUCCCGCCUCGUUCGAGAACGUGCGGGCUAAGUGGUUUCCGGAGGUGCGCCACCACUGUCCCGCCACGCCCAUCAUCCUCGUGGGCACCAAGCUGGACCUGCGCGACGACAAGCAGACCAUCGAUAAGCUCAAGGAUAAGAAGAUGGCGCCCAUCAGCUACCCGCAGGGCCUGGCGAUGGUGAAGGAGAUCGGCGCCGUGAAGUACCUAGAGUGCUCGGCGCUCACGCAGAAAGGGCUGAAGACUGUGUUCGACGAGGCCAUCCGUGCCGUGCUCUGCCCGCAGCCGGCGCCGCCCAAAAUCACGCGCUGCACGCUGCUGUGAGCGGCGCCGUCUCUUCCCCCAUAGCUAGAGCAACGAAGCCUCAGCGCCGCCGCCCGCUCCCGCGCAUGGGGAGCAGCGAAGCCCCAGUGCUGCUGUCUGCUCUGGGCGCCGACGCCGGCCGACCGUACCGUUACACGGCUUGAUCGCCGCCUGACCCGCCGGGGCGGGCUGCCACUGCCUCCGCGAGCGGCUUGGCUUCCAGACGAGCGCCGGAUAGCCUGCAGCAGAGGCCCGGCCCGGGCGCCGCCCCCUGCCGUUGUGCGUGGGAUGUGGAUGGCGGUGGGUACCACCACCUCUCGUGCGCGGUGGAAGAUGGCGGCGUGCGCCUGCUCGGUGCGGUGUGAGAGAGCGCCGCCUGGCUGCGGCUGGGCAUUAUCAGCACGUGUGUAGGCCGUGUGAUACCGCAUGUCGGCACCGGCUCGCGCG